CCGUUCCGAAAAUCAAAAUUCGUCUGAACGCUAAUGGUCACCUUCAAGCUGCGCUAUCAUAGUUCAAAUUUGAACCUUGAAGUUUUAUUUAUAUUUUAAUGUUUUCUAAACUACAAAAAAGUAAAAUGUCGAAGAGAAUAAUAUCGAAAAGUUCUAACGGGCAGAAAAGAUCAAGUUCGACAUUUUCAAGUUUAUUGAGUUUGAAUACAAGUGGGGAAGAAGGAGACGAAACCCAUCUAAGAAGAGGAGCGUGCCCUUCCAAGCGCCCAUCAACAUAUAUGGAUCAAUCUAGAGGAGAGGCUGAAAAUCCAUCAUUAUCAAGAGUGAAGAAAAAGAAAUCGUGGACUUGGUUGCAUUUUGAUGAGAUUGAAAACACAAAAACAUGCAAGUGUAAAUACUGUCCAACAACAUUUGUCAUUAAUGGCACUGGCACAAUGGCAAAACACAUGCAUUCCAAACACCCAGCCAUGAUAGCUCUGGCUUCCAAGCACCCAAACAUGAUAGCUCUGGAUCCCCAGCACCCAAGCGUGAUAGCUCAGUCAAAGCAAAGCACUCAGAAUACUAAAGAAAAAAUCACUAAAUCAUUUAAGGGUGAUGUUAAUAUUGCUCAUAAAGCAUUCCUCGAGUUUGUUGUGAGCAACAAUCAUGCCUUAACACUCGGGGAAGAACCCCUGUUUCAAAAAUUUGUUUCAACAUUGCAGCCAUUGUACAAACCCCUUAGUGGGACAGCGCUGAAGGAUAUGAUGAUGCAAACAUAUAUGAAAACAAGACAGCAAGUUAUUGACAGGCUCACUGAGACCAGUGUGGCACUAACUACUGAUAUGUGGAUCUCACCCAAUAAUGUAGCAUUUUUGGUUACCGGGGUUGCUAUAUGGAAUGAAGGAAUCAAACCUAUUAACAUCAUCAUUGGUUUCAAACAUGUAAUGGGGGAACUUUCCGGUGUUAACUUGGCAGAGAGCUUCUACGACACUGUUACGUUUUAUCAACUUAACGACAACAUGUUGUCUAUCACAACGGACGAUGCCACUUCGAGUGAAGCGUUCGCAGAUCACAUUACUUACCUGUCUAGCAAUACUUCCCGCCCUUUCAAGAAAGAUUAUUGGUUUCGGUGUUUUACACAAGUGAUAAAUCUCUGUGUAAAAUGUGCAGUUGAAGAAAUGUUUGCACUUCUUCAAAAGCUUCGCGAUCUUGUCGUCGAAAUAAGAGCCUUCCCGCAACGCAUUCAAAAAUUCAAGACAAUCGUAAAUGAAUGUGGAUUGGAAAAUUUAGAAUAUGAAGAAGACGAAGUAUUUUGUUUUGAAGGAGCUAUAAUUCCGGAUGAUAUACUUCCAGUUUUGGAUUGCCCAAAGCGUUGGAGCUCAACAUACUUCUUCCUUAAACGUGGAUUGAAACUCAGACCUGCCUUCGACAAAAUCGCGGAAGAUCAAGAGCUCAGUAAAAACUUAUUGGGCGAGGAAGACUGGAUUAGCUUCCGACAAAUGUUUUCAUUUCUUGAGGAGUUCACUCUUGUAACUACCUAUAUUGAGGCAAAUCAACAUCCUACGGUGUCUCUUGUUGUACCGAUGUGCAACCGACUCUUGAAUCUACUUGAAGAAACUUCACAAGAACCGAGUAACCAUCCGUUACUUGUAAAGGGAGCUGCAGCCGGUUUAUUAAAACUGUCAACAUACUAUGAUAAAGCUUCCCCCGUCGUUAUGGCGGCUACUUUUAUGGACCCUAGAUGUAAAAUGCAAUACUUCAUUGAUAAUGGUUGGAGUUGCGGAGGUGAGACAGUUGAUGCGUUUGACGGUAUAGAAGAGAAUCUUAUCACAAGCAGAGUCAAGCCAGUCAUUGAGAGUGUAUGGGGCCAAUAUAACGCACCACCCAGUCCGCCAUCGAAAAGCAACCAUUCUACGCCCAAAAACGAAAACUCAACAAAGACAAACAAGAGCGCCAUUAGCACCAAAUCUAAAAUCAACAACAGUUAUUUUGCUCAAGUGGUUUUCGGAUCGAGUAGCCAGACAAGUAAUAGAUUCGAAAAAGAUGAAAUGGCUGAGUAUGAGGAAGAGGAGACAGAACCAGCCGAUUGUGAUCCCAUGGCUGUUUUUGAGUAUUGGUCCAACAGAUCAAGUCGAUGGCCAAGGCUCUGCGCAAUGGCUAAAGACUUGCUAUCUAUUCCUGCUACAACUGCGGCUAGUGAGAGAACGUUCAGCGCUGGCAAAGAUUUAUUCGAUUUUGCAGGAAUGAAUCUGAAUCCUGAGGCUGCUGAAGCUCUUGUAUGUUUACGCUCUUGGUAUAGAGCAGGGCUAAUGAACGAUGGUGAUCAUGAAUUUAUCGAAGGAAAGAGUGACAGUCACAACGAUUAGAGAGUUUGGAUUGCAUGCAAUGAUUGGAUGGAAAAUUGAAGUGCUGUAACUUUAUUCUUGUUAUCCCUUAUCUCCCAAAAUGACGAAAACAAUAUAAUUUGUAACACGAAAAA
Daphnia carinata is the source of this 2458-nucleotide messenger RNA. RefSeq lists its product as uncharacterized. NCBI's taxonomy places the organism in Eukaryota, Metazoa, Arthropoda, Branchiopoda, Diplostraca, Daphniidae. Gene Ontology annotation, molecular function: protein dimerization activity. The transcript is spliced from 6 exons. The record is from RefSeq and is a predicted model, not a curated record. Bases 99 to 2345 code for a protein of 748 amino acids.